ACAGUACCAGUGCGGACCACGCCCAGAUGUCUAUCUCCUGAUCGGGCCUCUCCCCUGAACUCCAGACUCACCUGCUCAGCCGCCUCCUGGACGUCUCCGCUUGGACGUCUCCUGAGCAUCUCAGACUUAAUCCAUCCUAACUAUUCCUGUUUUCUCCCUGAGACUUGCUCCUCCUCUGGUUGUUCCAACGAAGCACCUUAGGAGUCAUGCUUUUUCUUUCUCUCAUACCGCACAUCCAAGCUGUCAGGAAAUCCUGUUGGCUCCAUCAGUAAAAUAUCCAGAAUGUCAGCACUUCUCACCACUCCUUCCUACCAUCCCGGGCCUGCGCCUCCACCAGCUCUCUCCUGGAUUACAGCAGGAGCCUCACAAUUGCUCUUCUGCGUCUGCUCUAUCUCCCACUGUAUCCUCCACACAGCGGUCAGAGAGAGACUUUUAAAUUCAGUAGAAGUCUCUCUUCAAAUGAUCGCUGCGAUAAAACCCGGAUGUAGACGGCAAAUACAAGCACACCUGCUCUAGUUGAGUGCAAGCUCAGGGGCUCGGAGCCCCCCGGCCUGCAUCCCCGUGCUCCGGGAGGCCGCUGUGGAACCUCGAAGAGCCUCACGUCCCUGCAGACCAGUCUAGAAGCUCUGCCCCCUGCCCAGGACGAUGUCUGGAGAACUUCCGCUGAACAUCAACAUCAAGGAGCCUCGAUGGGAUCAAAGCACAUUUGUGGGACGAGCCAAUCAUUUCUUCACUGUAACUGAUCCCAGGAAUAUUUUGUUAACCAACGAACAACUAGAGAAUGCAAGAAAAAUAAUACAUGAUUACAGACAAGGAAUUGUUCCUCCAGGUCUUACAGAAAACGAAUUAUGGAGGGCAAAGUACAUCUACGAUUCUGCUUUUCAUCCUGACACUGGCGAGAAGAUGAUUUUGAUAGGAAGAAUGUCAGCCCAGGUGCCAAUGAACAUGACCAUCACAGGCUGUAUGAUGACAUUUUAUAGGACCACGCCGGCUGUGCUGUUCUGGCAGUGGAUUAACCAGUCCUUCAACGCCGUGGUCAAUUACACCAACAGAAGUGGAGACGCGCCCCUCACUGUAAAUGAAUUGGGAACGGCUUAUGUUUCUGCAACAACGGGUGCUGUGGCAACAGCUCUAGGACUCAAUGCAUUGACCAAGCACGUCUCACCACUCAUCGGACGUUUUGUUCCCUUUGCUGCGGUGGCUGCUGCUAAUUGCAUUAAUAUUCCAUUAAUGAGACAAAGGGAACUCAAAGUUGGCAUUCCUGUCACCGAUGAAAAUGGGAACCGCCUGGGCGAGUCGGCAAAUGCUGCCAAACAAGCCAUCGCACAGGUAGUCAUCUCCAGGAUUCUCAUGGCAGCCCCAGGCAUGGCUAUCCCUCCAUUUAUCAUGAACACUUUGGAAAAGAAAGCCUUUCUAAAGAGGUUCCCGUGGAUGAGCGCACCUAUUCAAGUUGGACUAGUUGGCUUCUGUUUGGUAUUUGCCACACCCCUGUGCUGCGCUUUGUUUCCUCAGAAAAGUUCCAUGUCUGUGACCAGCUUGGAGGCUGAGCUGCAAGCCAGGAUCCGAGAGACCUCCCCUGAAUUACGACGGGUCUACUUCAAUAAGGGAUUGUAGCUUAGGGAGAGCAGCUUGACAGCUCACCCGCCAACUGCGCACCUGGGCUCGCCACGCCGCAUGGGUGAGGAAAAUCCUGCUCAGCCCGGGUGCUCCCAGUUACAGAAACCUUUUAAAGAUCCGCGUUAGCCUUUUAGAGUCAAGCUGCUCCUUACAGCACAGCGCCUGGUGUGGGCCAGGUGCCCGACGCCUGUCGGCCCCCUUGCAUUUGAAUCACGGUAUAAUUUACAGAAAUACCCUUCCUGUAGCUUUUAUAGUAAUUGUUUUUCAAGACAACAUCCAAGUCCUCACCCAGAGUUUUAAAGAGCACGGCUAUGCAUAGAAUAGAUGUUCAGUGUAUGCUCAAUAAAUACUUAUUGAUUACCAGACCCUGAAAAGGAAAUCUGUUUAAAAUAUUGAAUUUUUAAUCCCAUUCUUGUUUCAAAUCAAGGAGAUCUCAGCACUGAUUUGGGAAAGCAUGAAAGCUCUGAGGCUCAGCUGUGAAAAAUGUCUCAUAAAUAUUAAGGGCAGUUUGCUUCCAGUUUGGGCAGCCGGCAGCCCGAGGUAGAUGAUGAGUUUUUGGGUCUGUAGGAUAACAGCUCCUUCACAGACCUCCCGAAGGUCACGGUGAUAGACAAGUGUAGCGAGCCGUCCCUGCUGUCAACGCCUGGAUGCUUUCAUGUUGCUGGGGGGUUCUUUGGUUGACUUUUAAAUUUAUUCUGUUUUACAUUCUUAUGAAGAUGUUAAUCCUACCUUGCACUUGUUGACUUUAUCAUCAAUUAUUUGCAUCAAAUAAUCGAAUAACUGAAAUGUACAAAUGUCAAGUUUUGGCAGAAUAUUCAAGACCAAUGCUGUGUGACGGGGUUGAAUCUGGUUGGUUUAAUUCUUUAGCAAUGAGAGCACGGUUCCAGCUCCUACCUGUCUUUUCUUGUCAAGCUUAUACAUCUCUUUGGCCUUCAGAAAGAUACAGAAACAAUGUGUUUGUGAAUCAGUGACUACAUGAAUUUUACUUGAAUGAUGUAUAUCACAUUCCAGCCUGUUUGAAAAUAACGAAUCCUUGGACCGCUGUUUACAUCAUCUGUAGUAGUUUCACAUAUGAUAUAUUUAAUGUACUAAAGAUUAUGUUUCGAGUCUGUAGGUGUUCAAAGGCAUACACAAGGUAGUGGUUGAGUGUAGACCACUCAAUUCAAUUUGUAAUUCAGAGACUUGUAAGUGAAAAAAGUGUAGAACCUAGUUUCGACAGAUUUUCCUGACAAUGUGACCAAACUGAAUUUCCUCAUAAAGAAAAAAUGGCGUGC
Molecule: messenger RNA, 2891 nt
Organism: Equus quagga
Lineage: Eukaryota; Metazoa; Chordata; Mammalia; Perissodactyla; Equidae
Gene: SFXN1
Product: sideroflexin 1
Exons: 12
Coding region: 646-1614 (322 amino acids)
Biological process (GO): monoatomic ion transport; serine import into mitochondrion
Cellular component (GO): mitochondrial inner membrane
Molecular function (GO): monoatomic ion transmembrane transporter activity
Source: RefSeq, a predicted model, not a curated record